This is a messenger RNA of Peniophora sp. CBMAI 1063, 1626 nucleotides long. The record is from the annotation of a GenBank genome assembly. NCBI's taxonomy places the organism in Eukaryota, Fungi, Basidiomycota, Agaricomycetes, Russulales, Peniophoraceae.
AUGAUGUCUCAACAAGCAUCCGUCGACAGGCUCCCAGCCGAUGUUAUCUCGAUUACUUUUGCGAUGGUCGCUGAAGUCGACAUUCCUCGUCCGGCUGACAACACUCGUCAACCUCCAGAAGAAAGAGGCGGCGAUAUUGGAUGGAUGCGUCUCGGACAGGUCAACCGCAGGUGGCGCGGAAUCUAUCUGAGCUCUGCGACGCUCUGGGGCGGCAUUAUCACCGUAUUUCCAACGCCAACGAUUAUGGAGGAGAUCAUGAGGCGGAGUAAGAGGGCCCCUGUUGUUCUCGACCUGCGGACGAUUCGCGACCCUCAAGUCCGUCUUUCCCUCGUUCAGAAAUGCCUCGACCGCGCUCGCGUGCUGCGGGAGGAAUACGGUGUGGGUUCGCCCAUGGAAGACAUCUGGGCACGACAGACGCUUGCCGGUCAGCGUCUUGAUGUGCUGGAGGACUUGAACUUGGAGUACGCUUUCCCCAUGGAGCGCGAGCCAGAAGAGCCUCCUUACGUGCAGCUCUCUUCCAUGGCGCCUCUGGACGCUCCGUUCUUGACGCGCGCGGUCUUGACGACGUUCAUCCCACUCAUGGCACGCCGCCUUCGCACCUUGACUGCUCACAACGUGUGGAAGGCUACGGUCUCGGAGAUGGUCGGCUACCUGGGCGCCUUCCCAGCACUCGAAGAGCUAAGGCUCAAGCUGAAGAUCGUGGAUAUACCUAUGCAUUUCGCCGCCCCGGUUCCCGAAGUACAGCUUCAACAGCUUCGCAUCUUUACGAAUGAAUGCGACGACUUCAGCAUCGUACACCUUGUACAACGCAUGACGAUCCCUGCCACGACCAAACUUGAGUUCUACCUGGGCCAGAAGGACGUCAAGGACGCACAGGACGCACACGACCUGCGAACGCUAUGCCAAACUAUCUCGACACAGCUCCGCUUGCCCUCGCAUAAUGAGCUGAUCGUGGACUACGAUAGCGCAACGCAUCUUUGUGUUGUACCUCAAGGCAUUGUUCUGGAGGAAUACGAAACGAUCCCCGUCGAAAAAGGCGUAAUCAUCGGUGGUGGUUAUGAGCUGAGCCACGCAACUGCGCUUGCAUGCGUGAUGACCGAGGUCGCCCAAACCGUUUCCAGCCUCGUCGUCCGCAAUUGCAGGCCCGACGACUUGCCAGUGCCCGUCGCCAUCGCCGAUCUGCACCCCUUCUUCCUCAGCCUGGUCGCCGUCGAAGAGCUACACGUUCAUCACUGCUCACAGCGCGUCUACGGCGCGUUCCUUGAAAGUCCCUUGUUCCCAAGGCUCAAGAAGGUCAUUCUCGACUUCAACACUUCGCCAUGGGCAGGCAAUGACACCCACGAUGUUCGCUGGUUCCAGUACCUGUGCGAGAUGCUCAGCACACGGCAGGACGCCGGAUAUCCCGUAGUUGAGGAGAUCAUUCUCACAGGAUCGCAUAGUAGAAGCAAGUGCAAGGAGGCAAGCGAGUGCUUCGAUCUGGACCAUGACGACGUUAUGUCUCUGUGCACUUACGCUACCAAAGUGACCGACGAGCGGCCCGCGCGCAGGCCGGACUUGAUGGAUGAUGAGUAUGUGGGCUUCAGCAGGGCGGUGCACGAAGUGCUUGUAGCACACCGAGGACUCUGA